GCUUUGGGGCGACAACUCCGAUAAAAAUGCAGUGAGAUAUACUGCUCGGGAAACUCUCAAGAUACGGUGCACAGGUCUAGGACUUUACUCCGCCAGGUAGGUCGAAGAGCUCUGCCUCCAAGGUCCCGCGAGAGCUCGAAACCGUCAGGUGACGGUGUGCUUUUAUAUCCGAUUACAAAAACUGAUCUUCCUUCGUUGAUCAAAGGCGUUCCCUUUUGUCCACGGCCAUUACUUAGUACUUACCAAGCAAAUGAAGGCAACUCGGCGAGUCAAAUCAAUCGCGAAGAGGGAAUCCGACGACGAGUCCAGCAAUAGGCCGAUUCGGCGUUGCAAACUCAAAUCGUUGAGCAUUAGGGCUAAAGUCAGCCCCAAGAAUUUACGCGACUCCAUUAUCCCUUCACUUCCUCUUGAAAUGACGAUCUUGCCACUUGGGUUCUUUCAAAUUGACGCUCUCGACCUCGCGCCUCGUUUGCUAGGCAAGUUUUUGCGGAGAGAUGAUGUUGUUCUCAAGAUUACUGAGGUUGAAGCUUACAGACCUAAUGAUUCGGCAUGCCAUGGACGAUUCGGAAUCACAGCAAGAACAGCCCCAGUUUUUGGACCUGGAGGGCAUGCAUAUGUUUAUCUUUGUUAUGGUCUUCAUACGAUGCUUAAUAUUGUCGCAGACAAGGAAGGGGUUGGAGCUGCGGUCUUGAUACGUGCUUGUGCUCCCAUUUGUGGGUUGGAUAUGAUUCAGCAGCGACGCGGACAGAAAACUGAGAAGCCUGUUCUCCUUACUGGGCCUGGGAAGAUUGGCCAGGCACUGGGAAUCUCUACAGGUUGGUCUAAUCAUGCCCUCUAUACCCCUGGUGGUCUAGAAAUCUUAGAUGGACCAGAGCCUGAAAAGAUAUUGAUCGGUCCACGAGUUGGCAUCGAAUAUGCUUUACCUGAGCAUGUUAGUGCAUUGUGGAGAUUUGCCAUUGCUGAUUCCCCUUGGAUAAGUGCUCCUAAGAACACCCUGAGACCACUAUGAUACUCAAUGAUUUUCAGUUGAUACUCGACUCUAGUGUAUGUGUACAUUGCCUUUUCUUAGGGAUGCUGUGAAAAACAGAUGCUUCAGAAAAUGAAUUAAAUGGGACUCCCAAGUUCAUGAACCUAGCUUCUUGUUUUUACCUUACCCGUUUAGUGUGCCAAGAUCACACUAUUGGAUCCAGGUCUUGUCAAUGCCUCUAUACUAACUCGAAGCGCUGUAGUAGCGCCAAAGCCCUAUGUGCUAUAAUGCUGAGCCAAGGACGCUCCGCCUUCUCUAUAGAAGGACUCCACUGAGUUCUGAACGAAUUAGCUCCUUGGUAAUGGCUCAAUCUAUAGAUAGAAAGCCCUAUGAUGGGAAACUACCACGUUAGGUUUGGAGUUGCCUCGGCUUCUUAGGCACAUGAGGAACCGGUCUAACAUCUUUUCAAUCGAAAUCCCAAUCAAAGACAAGUUCUACCAAGGCCAGGAUCUGAAAGAGAAGAAUCACUUUCCGGAAUUCCAAAGUGACAUUUACAGAUUAUGCACAGAUGACUUCUUUCUUUCUUUCUUUUUUAAAGAAUUGUUGUUAGGGUUGUUGAAUGAUUGAUUAUAUAUUAGUACAUUACCUUGAAACCUGGUAGAUGAGAUAUUUUGUUAUCAUUUAUCCGAGGAGAAUGGAAUGCGUUGCUAGUGCCCUGGGCUACUA
Tripterygium wilfordii is the source of this 1693-nucleotide messenger RNA. Its product is annotated as DNA-3-methyladenine glycosylase. Bases 251 to 1009 code for a protein of 252 amino acids. NCBI's taxonomy places the organism in Eukaryota, Viridiplantae, Streptophyta, Magnoliopsida, Celastrales, Celastraceae. The record is from RefSeq and is a predicted model, not a curated record. Gene Ontology annotation, biological process: base-excision repair. The transcript is spliced from 6 exons. Gene Ontology annotation, molecular function: alkylbase DNA N-glycosylase activity; DNA binding.